CCCGAAUAUUAUAGUUUCGCCAUGCGAUUAAAGCGACAUCUAUAUCCGGGGCGCGCUGGGAAAAUAAACUGAAAAAUGGCAGACAGUGAUGAAGAAUAUGAUAGAAGAAAAGGACGAGACAAGUUCCGAAGAGAAAGGAAUGAUUACGAGCGCCGUGGUGAUGACCGACGCAGAGAACCCAGAGAAAUUUGGGAAUUAGACAGAUCUGCUGGUAGAUCCAGGGAAAUAUGGAACAGUCGAAGUGGGGGUCGUGAUCGUCGUGACAACUAUCGGGAAUAUGAAUCACGGAGACGAGAACGAGGCUAUAGUCCCAGUGGACGGAGAGAAAUGAGUCCACCAAAUGCGAAACGUAUGCGUCGCGAUAACUGGUACAAGGAGGAGGGUGGCAGUGGGGGGAGUGGAUAUCCCCAGUAUGACAUGGGAGGUGGUGGCUAUGGAGCAAGGCCGAUGCAUGGAGGUGGUAUGCCCCCGCAGAACUGGGGACAUGGUCACGAGAUGAGUGGCAAUAUGCCCCCUCAGCAACAAGGAGGAGGUAGUUUUAACCAAGGGGGCCAUAACAGGGAUUCCGAUCUACCGUCUCAGCCCUCGAUGAUGUCUUUCAAACAGUUCCUAUCACAACAAGAUGACAGCAUCAGUGACCAGGAAGCCAUUAAAAAGUACAACGAGUAUAAAAUGGACUUCAAACGACAACAGACACAUGAGUUCUUCCUAGCUCACAAGGAGGAAGAAUGGUUUAAGACGAAAUAUCAUCCUGAGGAGUGUGAAAAACGACAGGAAGAAGUAAAAAUAUCAUUGCGGCAACGAUGUCGGGUUUUUACGGAGCUCCUACAGGCAGGGCGGCUAGAGGGAGUCACAUGUGAUACUGAUAGAUCGGAACAAAUUGUUAAACUUUUGGAUGCAGCGGUGAUAAAGAUGGAAGGAGGUGAAGACUUUGACUUGACUAUUCUAGAUCAACCUGAUCAAGAGGACGGCGGUUCACGCAGUAGAAACAAUUCAGAGUCGGUCAACGCUGAUCAGAGUCCAGAUGAGAAAAAAAGAAGACGCGAAAGUUCAAAGGAUAAGAAACCAGAUGAACCCCUGAAACUUCCGAUUUCUGCGGAACAGAAAGAGCUUAUGAAGAAAGCACAGGAGUUUUCCAAACAGCAGCAAGCUAAAAAUGGUGACCAGGUAUGGAGUAUAUGUAGAAUGAUAGAUUCUUACAAUAGAGAAAAGAAACCCAAAAAGAAGAAAAGACAUCGUGACAAAACAGAGUAUAGCUAUGAGAGUGGUUCAGAAUCUGAAAGUGGCACAGGUUCAGAAUCUGAGCCAGAACCAGCCCCCCCUGGGCUCGAGGACGAACCGCCGGCACCAGGUUUGGAGUCAUCAACCGACUCUGUCAGUAUUCCUGGUGUUUCCUCUUCCACUGAGGAGGCUACAAAGCAGGAGGACACAAAGAAAGAAGAUGAAGCUGUUGAGAAUGAAAAAGAUGAAGACACAGCCCAGGCAGAAGUUGAAGGGGAGACAACACCCGACUCUCCCAAACCUCGUGCUCUCCACAAGACUUGUUCUAUUUUCCUUCGAAACCUUGCACCAUCUAUUACAAAGCAGGAAGUUGAGGCAAUGUGUAAACGCUAUCCAGGCUUUAUAAGAGUUGCUCUUCAAGAUCCUCAGCCAGAAAGGAACUUUUUCCGUCGGGGAUGGGUGACAUUUGAACGGGAUGUAAAUAUUAAGGAAAUUUGCUGGAAUCUCAACAACAUUAGGUUGAGGGAUUGUGAGCUUGGGGCGACAUUAAAUCGAGAACUCAAACAGCGUGUGCGUCCUAUCAAUGGACUGACAGCUCACAGACAGAUUGUCAAAGGAGACAUCAAGAUCGCAGCCAAGGUCAUACAUAAUCUCGACAAGAAAUGGUGCAUUUGGGACGACCCUGAGGGGGAAAAGGGAGAUAAAUCAAAAGAGUCAUACAGUCUGAUGUCAAAGAACCCUGUCCUCAAGAACAUUACUGACUAUCUAGUAGAGGAAGGUAGCUUUGAAGAGGAAGAACUUUUGGGUCAAUCUUUUGAUGAAAAUGAGAAGGAAACUCCAGGAGAAACAGGCAUCGAGAGAGACGAAAAUAUCAUCAAGGCUUUAGACAGAAUGAUCCUGUAUCUGCGAAUUGUACAUUCAAUUGACUACUAUAGUGCUAACGAGUACCCUAAUGAGGAUGAAAUGCCUCACCGAUGUGGUAUCAUGCAUGCACGCGGACCUGCACCUCUAAAUAAACUGUCUGCGUCAGAAACUGCGGAAUGGACUAAGAGUUUUGAAGAGAAGCACAAAGUAUUUGCAGAACCACAAGACUUAUUAGCCGAGGCUGAAGCAGCUAAACUUGGAAAGAAAGACCCAGAAGCUGAGGUUGAGAAAUUUGUGACAGCUAACACCCAGGAGCUGGCCAAGGACAAGUGGCUGUGUCCAAUGAGUGGAAAGAAAUUCAAGGGUCCAGAAUUUGUCCGCAAACAUCUCUUCAACAAGCACGCGGAGAAGGUUGAGGAAGUGAAAAAAGAGGUAACAUUUUUCAACAAUUACCUCCUGGAUCCAAAACGACCUUCUUUACCCGAACACCCUGGCAACAAACAGGGGGCAAUGCCAACCUCAAGCAGUCAGAAUCAGUUUGGUGGUCACGGACCAUCUAAUUUCCAGGCACCACCACAGCAAGGCAUGAUGGGAUAUGGCCAACCACGUCAUCAAAUGAUGUUUGGUAAUAACCAAGGGCAACAGUCCUUUGGAAACCAAGGCUAUGGGGCACGGGGAGGCAACGAACCAUACAGAGGUGACCCGUACAGAAGAUCACCAUACCAAAACAGUUUUAAUCGAUCAAGUUCAUAUAAAGGGAAGUGGAACAAUGAACAUCGCAGAUCUGAUCCAAGAGGAAUAAUAGAGUACAGGGACCUGGAUGCACCAGACGAUGCCGACAUUUUUUAACUUAACUUUGCUGUUUCUUAUAUAGAGAUAGGACGGUCUUGGAAGAUGAACACACUCGAUUGCUGGUGGUGUUUCUUAUUGAAGUUCACUUGUUCAUCUGUGUGAAGAGAAAUUAUGGAACUAAGUUUGACAAUGAUGCACUUUGAAAUGCUAUAUUGAGCUGGAAGUUCAAAUUUAAUAUUUGAAAUCGGGAUAUUAUCAUCAAAUCAAGGUUGAGAGAGCAUAAUUUGUAUUGUCUGGACAGAAGAAAACCAAUAUUUGCGGGUUGUUGGUAGUGUUUUCGUCCUCUGUGACGCCGCUGAACUAAUAUAUUGUCAACUGGCUUGGACAUACAAUGUUGAAACAAUCGUUUUAAGUUUUAAGUGAAUAUUUUGUGUAUUUUAGGAACAGCUAAUUGCUUUCAUGACUUGAUAUUUUCGGACUAUCCAGGGAAUUUUCAUCAGUUAUCAUCAUCAUCAUCAUCAUCAUCAUCAUUUUCUGCAAUUAUGUUAAUGCUUUCAGUAAGCAACACAGUUUACUACACCAUAGUAACAUUAUAACACAGUACAAGAUUGUUACAUGACUUCAAUGGCUGAUCAGAAUUUGUUUCUGUUCAAAUAUUAGUUUGAUCUGUUACACAAUAGGAUCAUCUCUUUUACUGACUAUGAUAAAGAAGAAGAAAAAAGAAAUUUUAAGUGUUGAAGCCAUUUUGCGUAGGUUGGAAAAGCGGCUAUGUGGGAAGUUAUAUGAUUAUCAUAGUGUUAAUGCUUUGAAACAGAUCAUGGAAUCCAUUGUGAAAAAACGUUCUUGAUGCAUGAUAAACUAUCACAUAAAUUGUACAGUAUGUUGUAAUUAAGUUGAGUUUUAUCAUGUUUUCCCUGAUCUAACCUCAAAUUUUAUUAUCGCUUUCAUUUUCCAUUGAUUUUUAAAGAAACAUUGAAAUGAACAUUUUUAAUUUUUUGCAUUUAUAAUUAUUGUCCGUUGUACGAAAAAUGAAUAGUUGUUCAAUGUAUGAAAUGCAAAAUUACUCUGCAAUAAAAAGGAAAUCUGAAAA
Pecten maximus is the source of this 3967-nucleotide messenger RNA. RefSeq names its product serrate RNA effector molecule homolog. Lineage: Eukaryota; Metazoa; Mollusca; Bivalvia; Pectinida; Pectinidae. The record is from RefSeq and is a predicted model, not a curated record. Gene Ontology annotation, cellular component: nuclear body. Gene Ontology annotation, biological process: primary miRNA processing; mRNA processing. The coding region runs from base 76 to 2934 and encodes 952 amino acids. Gene Ontology annotation, molecular function: nucleic acid binding. The transcript is spliced from 22 exons.